Messenger RNA from Paramuricea clavata, 1515 nucleotides. NCBI's taxonomy places the organism in Eukaryota, Metazoa, Cnidaria, Anthozoa, Malacalcyonacea, Plexauridae. The record is from the annotation of a GenBank genome assembly.
AUGGCGGACAGCAGCAGCAAAGAACGUUUAAAAUGCGAAUAUUUUAUCAACAGCGGUGAUCGUGUAAUGGCCGUCUUGAAAAUUUAAUAUUAUUCAGCAGGCAUUUUUCCGCAUUUCUUACGGCGCACACAAAUCUCCUCCACCAAAUUCCUGUGCCCCCCCCCCCGAGUUAGUUAAUAACAAAACGCCUGUGGAGGAGGCAGCACAAUGUAUAUAUUACACCCCCCCCUCAUCACAUACUUCCGGUUGUAACUAUUCUCAACAACAAGCUUUUAAAUAGAAUCAUACAAUUAACCAAAGACAUGUAUGCUUAGUGUACCCUGUAUUUUACUUGACAGGAAGGAGUGUUGGAAAGUAAUUCAAAUGAAGCUACCAGAACUGACAGGUGUGUUUAUUUUUAACUUCAAUGCUGCAAAUUAUACCAAACCCUGUUCGCUUUAAGGGUUAGGAUUAGAAUCAAUUCGUUUGGCAAUCCCGAUGUAUUAUAAGAAAUAUUACCCUGGAUUCCAGAGCCUUCGACAGUAAAUAAUAAAUUGAAAUGUCGCGAAGGCUCUGGUUCAACGGGGAGAUUCUUUGAUUAAACCGUGCCAAUCACAAAACAGAAUUAGUGGUUUUAGUACAGAUUCUGUACUAGAACCACUCAUUCUGUUUUGUGAUUGGCAUAGUUUAAUCAAAGAAUCUCCCCGUUGAACCAGAGCCUUCGCGACAUUUCAAUUUAUUAUUUACUGUCGAAGGCUCUGGAAUCCAGGGUAAAGAAAUAUAUGAAAUGACUAACAUUUUAUUUUGUUGACAAAUGCUUCAGGCUUUCUUUGACAUCAUUGAAACAAAAUUGUGCAAUACAAUAUCUUAUCAGAUCUCCCCUCUCUUUUUACUAACAUACUUGGAAUUUAGUUCAUCUUCCUAAAAGAUGAUGAACCUGUCUCAACUCUGGGUGCACUACAAUGCAAAACUUCUGUAGACUGGGCGAGGCAAAUUCUUAAGAAGUGCUAGCACCUCAUAUAGUCUUCUGUCUUGCAGAUAAACAUGGAUAAAUCAUUAUAUCAUAAAUGUCACGGACUCACAUCUAAACACUUUGUAAAGCCAAUUUAAAAUACAUUAGGUUUUUACAUGUUUGCGUUGACGAAAUGAGAAAUGUAUUUUUUAUCGUUUUGUAGUCAACCUGUUUGUGGUAGACCAAGGAAGACUAUUCCUAGAGAUUAUUUAGAAGAUCUGAUAUCCCUUAAGGUACCUGUAAGUGAGAUAGCACGAUCACUGGGUGUGUCGCAUCCAACAGUAUAUGCUGCUAUACAAGGGUACAACAUACGAUAUGAGGGACGAUUUUCCAGCCAUUCUGACGAAAAUUUGCAAGAUGCUGUAAUUGGAAUUAAAAGAAAUCACCUAAAUGCUGGAGAGGUUAUGGUGCAAGGUCAUUUGCGAGCUCAAGGUGUCAAUGUUCAGAGAAGUCGACUGAGAAGCAUCAUUAAGGAGGUUGAUCCUGAAGGUGUUCAAGCACGUAGUCGCCUGCCAAUUCGUUGA